AUGGACUCCUCAAAUACAUUUCCUUUCCUCGGGGUCCUGACCCACUGUGUAUCCACAUGCUUUGACAAAAAUCAGACCAAAGCACAUCUUUUAUCAAAACUGACCCAGAAACAGACUGGAGGAGCUGGACAAUAUGCAAAAGUGGUUGAGCGGAUUUUACCAAUGGAGCGGGACAAGGAGACGGGAGAGGAGAUAAUGUAUGAAAGCCGGGUCACCUGUGGGACGAUUCCGGCGUUGUUUAUCCCUGCGGUCAAGAAGCGCUUCAACGACGCCCUGCAGCGCGGAAUCCUGACGGGCAAUCGAGUAACCGGCUGCCACUUUAGACUCAAGGAGGGCGCCCACCACAUCUUCAACUGCUCCGAACUCGCCGCCCAGGGUGCUUUCAGAGGGGCUUCCAAAACCGCUAACCCCGUCAUCCUCAAACCUAUCAUGAAGGUUGAAAUCACUGUCCUUAUUGAGUUCUAA
Puccinia triticina is the source of this 465-nucleotide messenger RNA. RefSeq lists its product as uncharacterized. Gene Ontology annotation, biological process: mitochondrial translational elongation. The record is from RefSeq and is a predicted model, not a curated record. Gene Ontology annotation, cellular component: mitochondrion. Bases 1 to 465 code for a protein of 154 amino acids. Gene Ontology annotation, molecular function: translation elongation factor activity; GTPase activity; GTP binding. Lineage: Eukaryota; Fungi; Basidiomycota; Pucciniomycetes; Pucciniales; Pucciniaceae. The transcript is spliced from 3 exons.